AUGUCGUACGAAGAGUACGUGAAGACAUACGGGGAGGAUUUGGAUGAAAUUGCGAGCGCGUAUCCGACACCGAGCCCCGUGCCGGGCGAGGCGCCGAACGCGUACCCGACGUCAAGUCCGAACGCGUAUCCGACACAGAGCCCCGUGCCGGGCGAGGCGCCGAACGCGUAUCCGACACAGAGCCCCGUGCCGGGUGAGGCGCCGAACGCGUACCCGACGUCAAGUCCGAACGCGUAUCCGACACAGAGCCCCGUGCCGGGCGAGGCGCCGAACGCAUAUCCGACACAGAGCCCCGUGCCGGGCGAGACGCCGAACGCGUACCCGACGUCAAGUCCGAACGCGUAUCCGACACAGAGCCCCGUGCCGGGCGAGGCGCCGAACGCGUAUCCGACACAGAGCCCCGUGCCGGGCGAGACGCCGAACGCGUAUCCGACACAGAGCCCCGUGCCGGGUAAGGCGCCGAACGCGUACCCGACGUCAAGUCCGAACGCGUAUCCGACACAGAGCCCCGUGCCGGGCGAGGCGCCGAACGCAUAUCCGACACAGAGCCCCGUGCCGGGCGAGACGCCGAACGCGUACCCGACGUCAAGUCCGAACGCGUAUCCGACACAGAGCCCCGUGCCGGGCGAGGCGCCGAACGCGUAUCCGACACAGAGCCCCGUGCCGGGUGAGACGCCGAACGCGUACCCGACACCGAGCCCCGUGCCGGGCGAGACGCCGAACGCGUACCCGACACCGAGCCCCGUGCCGGGCGAGACGCCGAACGCAUAUCCGACACCGAGCCCCGUGCCGGGUGAGACGCCGAACGCGUACCCGACACCGAGCCCCGUGCCGGGCGAGGCGCCGAACGCGUACCCGACACAGAGCCCCGUGCCGGGCGAGGCGCCGAACGCAUAUCCGACACAGAGCCCCGUGCCGGGCGAGACGCCGAACGCGUACCCGACGUCAAGUCCGAACGCGUAUCCGACACAGAGCCCCGUGCCGGGC
This is a messenger RNA of Ostreococcus lucimarinus CCE9901, 987 nucleotides long. RefSeq lists its product with no specific name. The annotation marks the transcript as partial. The record is from RefSeq and is a predicted model, not a curated record. Lineage: Eukaryota; Viridiplantae; Chlorophyta; Mamiellophyceae; Mamiellales; Bathycoccaceae. The transcript has a single exon.